AGCCGUGCCUCGCCCCCGCGUGGCGCCCCGGGAGCCACCGAAUGGCGGCCUCCUCGGGGGCCUCCACGCUGCGCCCCGGGGCCGGCCCGCGGCAGGGCGAUGCCCACCAGAGCAGCCCGCGCAGCCAGGGCGCGUGCAUGUUGGAGAUGCUGGAGUACGUCAAGGGCCUCGGCAUCGACCCCAUGUCGGAGCCCGACAUGAUCUGGAUCGCGGAGGAGGCGUUCAACGCCCCGCUGCCGCCCGGGUGGACGAGCCACCAGGACAACCUGGGCCGGGUCUACUUCUACGACAGCUCCAGCGGCGAGUCGACGUGGCGCCACCCGAUGGACAGCAUCUUCCGCGAGGUGGUGUGCUAUCAGAGGCGCGUCCAGCACGUUGGCGGCUUCUGGGAGGUGGAGGACGAGCUCGCGCUGCUCUGGGAGCUCACCCGGCGAGACCUGCAGUACUGGACGGAGCUCUUCGACGAGAACGGCGAGAAGUUCUUCCACAACACAAAGUCCCGCGAGAGCAGGUUCGAGGACCCCCGCGAGUCGGCGUACCACGCCCUCGACACGAGGGCGAAGGCCGUGGCCAGGAUGAUGAAGCGCCUCCCGGAGCUGGCGGCUGCGACGCGCCCUGCCGCCGACACGGCCCCGGGCGCCGCCCCCGUGGACCUGGCGCGCUCCGCGGACCUGGCGCGCUCCGCGGACCUGGCGCGCUCCGCGGACCCGGCCGCCGUCCCCGAGAGCUCGGAGGAGGACCCUGUCCUGAGCGCUGCGAUUGUGAUCCAGAGCUUCUGCCGCACUGCAUUGGCCAGGGACACAGCAAACCGCCUCAGAGCGGGGGGUGUCAUUCACAAGGGCCCCCAGCCUCUGAGAGGGAAGCUGCGGCUCCGCGUCGAGCGCUGCGACCUCAGCGGGACUUGCGACCUCGUGCUGGGCCAGACGACUCCGCAUAAGCGCCACCGCGCGGCGAGGAAGAUCCAGGCGCGCGUGAGGGGCAUCCAGACGCGGGCCAGGCAGAGGCCCCGGAUCGCACACAGGGCCUUCCUCAGCAGGCAUAUGGUCAAGAUCCAGUCGGCGGCCCGCGUCUGGCUCGCGCGUCGACGGGUGGCGCGUCUUCGCCUGGCUCGCGCCACCGACCAGGCCCGGAGCGAUCCGAAGGUCGUCGCCGGCCCCGUCGAGCAGCAGGCCCGGCCGAGCCAGGAUGACGUCGCCAGAGCCGAGAGCAGAUCCGAUGAGGGCAAGGAGCCCACGGAGGAGCGUUGCGAGAAGAAGCGCCCCUCGCGGCCCUCGAGCGUCGGCCCUGCGGGUCGGCUGUCGCGGCCCUCGAGCGCGGCGAAGGCGCCCGGUGAGCCGAUCGUGCAGGCCGAGGCCGCCGUCGGGCCCGCCGCGUCGCCCGAGGGCGAGGUCCCGUCGGGGCCGCCCUCUGCGCCCGAUGGCGUGCCCGUGGUCGCGGUCGUCGAGGCGCCGGAGCUGGCGCGGGAGAACAGCGCGCAGAAGAUACAGUCCGUCUGGCGCGGCAAGACGGCGCGCAAGCAGGUCGGCAGCAUGGCGCGGGAGGCCCGCGCGCCACUCAAAGGCUCCCAGCCGGCGGCUGCGGCGGCGGGCCAGCAGAGCUCCACGCCCGCAGGAAGUCAGUCGAGGGCCUCGGCGGCCAGAUCGUCGUCGGCGAGCCAGAACUCUGCGCGGGCAGGGAAGAAGCCAGGGGCCGCGGCGGCUGGGCCUCCGCAGGCGACGCCGAGGCAGCGCCAGGGCAGCAGGCUGGGCGACUCCGCUGUCAAGCCCGGCGCCAGCAACCCGUCGUCGCGCUCGCCCCCGAAGGCGAAGCCGGCAGGGGCGCCGCAGGCGUCUAGCAGGUCGCCGGCUGAGGGGCGCAAGUCCGUCCCAGCCCGCCUCCAGCCCGCCUCUCCUUCCAGGGCCACCGCCUCGAGGGCCUCCGCCUCCCCCGUCGUGGCCCAGGCGCGGACGAGCUCGAGCUCGAAAGGCCCCGCCGCGCCCCAGGGCUCCACGUCCGCCAGGGCCUCGAAGGCAGCUGCCGCGACCCCGCGGGAGGCUGCCCGCGCCCCUGCUGACCCAACACCGGAGCCGGUUGUGCAGGUUCCAGUGCAGCAGCCGUUGGAAUCGAGUGCAGUUGGCGGGCUGCCGUCGGAUACGGAGAUCGUCCUGGCUGCCUCCAAGCCCGUGUCAGCGCCAGAGCAGAACGCAGAGCCGGCGGCACUGGUCGAGGUCGCCCCAGUAGCCGACGCGGCCGCCGCCGCUCCUAAGUGGGACGUGAAUGCCGAGGGUAUCGAGCCUGCCGCGGCCGCUGAGGCCGACAGCCCUGCAGCAGUGGUCGAGGUCGCCCCAGCAGCCGAAGUGGCCGCCGCCGCUCCUGAGGGGGACGUGACGGCCCAAGGUAUCGAGCCUGCCACGGCUGCUGGGGCCGAGAGCCCUGCAGCAGUGGUCGAGGUCGCCCCAGCAGCCGAGGUGGCCGCUGCCGCUCCUGAGGGGGACGUGACGGCCCAAGGUAUCGAGCCUGCCACGGCUGCUGGGGCCGAGAGCCCUGCGGCUGCUCUGGAGGUCAGUGACGCGCUCCCAGUGGUGGCGCCAGAGAGGGCCGUACAGUCGGUAUCGCAGGCUCCCACAGAGAAGGCACCAGAGGAGGCCACAGAGUCGGCACCACAGGCUCCCACAGAGGACGCGCCUGAGGCCGCCCCGGUGUUUGAGCCGGCGGUGGCUGAGGUCGCGGUCGCGCAAGGUGUCGCUUCCCAUGUCAGCGGCGAGGUUGCAGAGGGUGGUGCGGUUGAGGCCGCUGGCGUGGACACAGCGGCAGUUGAGGAGGCCGCGACCGAGCCGCACGAGGCGACUUCCAGAGCGCCUGACAGUGACGCCCAUGCCGCGCUGGGCGAGCAGUCUGCGACCCCAACAGCGCCAGACGUCGUGCUUCCCGUCGAUCAGCUGAUGGAGUCGAACGCGCCGCCAGGUGCUGCAGCAGCAGCAGCAGCAGCAGCUGAGUGUGGCGACGCCGCGCCCACGGCGGCGGCGGACGGGGGCACGGAGUCGUCGCAAGAGGCCCCCGCGGAGGGGGAGGAGCAGGCGGCCGCCCCGGUGUUUGAGCCGACGGAGGCCGAGCCUGUGGGGCUCGAGGCCGCCCCGGAGGGCGCGGACGAUGCGGCCACGGCGGUGGAGGAGGGCCUUGUUGCCGCCGCGGAGGCCCCCUCUGAGCACCGCGCAGAGGACUCCGCGGCCCUCGGUGCCGACGAGGAGGUCGCGGCCCUCGGUGCCGACGAGGAGGGCCUUGUUGCCGCCGCGGAGGUGCUCCCCGAGCACCGCGCAGAGGACUCCGCGGCCCUCGGUGCCGACGAGGGGGGACCCCGCGGCCCUCGGUGCCGACGAGGAGGGCCUUGUUGCCGCCGCGGAGGCCCCCUCCGAGCACCGCGCAGAGGACCCCGCGGCCCUCGGUGCCGACGAGGAGGGCCUUGUUGCCGCCGCGGAGGCCCCCUCCGAGCACCGCGCAGAGGACUCCGCGGCCCUCGGUGCCGACGAGGAGGGCCUUGAGGGCGCGUUGGCCGCCGCGGAGGCGCUCCCCGAGCACCGCGAGGAAGACCCCGCGGCCCUCGGUGCCGACGAUGGCGCGACCACAGUCGGACAGAGCGCGGACCCUGCGGCUCCUGCAGACGGUGCCGGCAUCGACGCGACGACCGAGGCUGCGCCGCAAGCACUCCCGCCGGCGCAGCGAACGGCGGCGUUGGGCCAGGAGAGGCCGCAGAAGGGUGCGGUGCGCAAGGCGGCGUCAAAGAAGCCCCUCCGCGCCACCAGUCGCUCGCGGAAGGGCCAGGCAGCAGAUGGUCCACCCGAGGAGGUGC
Messenger RNA from Prorocentrum cordatum, 3826 nucleotides. The record is from the annotation of a GenBank genome assembly. Lineage: Eukaryota; Dinophyceae; Prorocentrales; Prorocentraceae.